Molecule: messenger RNA, 4585 nt
Organism: Myxocyprinus asiaticus (Chinese sucker)
Lineage: Eukaryota; Metazoa; Chordata; Actinopteri; Cypriniformes; Catostomidae
Product: mothers against decapentaplegic homolog 3
Exons: 7
Coding region: 1290-1982 (230 amino acids)
Biological process (GO): anatomical structure morphogenesis; transforming growth factor beta receptor signaling pathway; cell differentiation
Cellular component (GO): heteromeric SMAD protein complex
Molecular function (GO): RNA polymerase II cis-regulatory region sequence-specific DNA binding; I-SMAD binding; DNA-binding transcription factor activity, RNA polymerase II-specific
Source: RefSeq, a predicted model, not a curated record
AAUACAAGACACUUAAUUUAGAGUUAUAGUGUUAAGACUAAACAGCCUCAGAACCCCAUUUGAAAUAUUAGGCAUGCCCAGCAAAGUAACGUCAAGUGGCUACUAAAUGCUAAAUUAAUAUCAUCAGGGCUGCCACAAAGUGGCAUGAUCCCAAGUGUGUGUGUUUCUACGUUUUUGUAAAUGUUUUCCAAUCCUAAUAGAAUAGGUUUAGUCUGUAGCUGUUGUCCCAGUGGUCUGGUGGGCUGUGGGUGGAUCUCUCUGGUGGCAGGAUAUGGGCGGAAAGAGCAACAGUCCAGUCAACUGGCCUCCAUUCAACCAGAGUGCAGCACAGCACGAGAGAGAACAAAUCAAUGCUGGACAUGAAACAAUGGGGACACUAGGGAGCAGUUAGACAAACAGACACAGUCUUAUACACAUACACCCACAUCCUUAGACACACACAAGGUACAUGUAAAGGACACCCAUAUUACACACAAAGAAUAUGAAAUUGACACACUCAUGCACAGGCAUAAACAUUCAUAGCCAUUCAGCUACCUUGUUUACAAGACUAGCUUAACCAGCAUGCAAUUCCCAUUGUGGUCAAGGCUGGUUUGUGCUGGUUAAAGCUGGUUUGGUGUUGAUAUAGCUGGUGAACCAGCAUAGCCAUGUUAUUCACCAGCAAAUCUUUUACAUACUCAUUGACCAGUUUUUUGUUUUGUUUUUUUUUUUCAGGUAAUGCUGGAAAACCAAGAAAGUCUUGCUGGUUAAGCUAGUCAAAAAGCCUUGUUGGAACACCAGCACACCAACAUCCCAUGUUGUUGAUCAGCAUUCAAAUCACAACAUGUGCUGGUGACCAGUUAUGCUGGGAUUUUUUUUUUUUCCCCAGCAGGAUUGUUAUACAUGUUAAUGCCACCUACAGGCCUGUUUACUUUUCUGACCAGUAAACAAUGGAAGAACACGUUCCUAUCUUUUAUGAUUUGACGUUUAACUGAUGUUGCAUCAGACUUAAAUGUAACAAUUUAGAUUGAACUCAUUUAUAAACUGCUUUCGGCUACAUAAGGAGAAGAUUAUCUCAUAGAGUCUGUAUGGAGUGGCUUUGGUUGGGAUUAGUUCCAUCUGAAUGGUAUUUGGUUAAGGGAGGCAGUCUGUUACUGUAAUGGGGCGGUGUGUGUUGUUCCAUAUUCUGCUGCUGAAACUGAACUGACCCCAUCUUUCCAAAUCAGGUGUCUUAAUCUGAAGGGGAAGAAUAAAACCCUUAGACGCCCCCUCCAGGCUAUAUUAGUGAAGAUGGAGAGACCAGCGAUCAUCAGAUGAACCGCAGCAUGGACACAGGGUCUCCAAACCUGUCACCAAACCCUGUGUCUCCUGCGCACAAUAACUUAGAUCUACAGCCAGUGACAUACUGUGAACCAGCGUUCUGGUGCUCUAUUUCAUACUAUGAGCUAAACCAGAGAGUCGGUGAAACUUUCCAUGCCUCUCAGCCCUCUUUAACAGUAGACGGCUUCACAGACCCAUCCAACUCUGAGCGCUUCUGCCUGGGCCUGCUGUCCAACGUCAACCGCAACGCUGCCGUGGAGCUCACGCGCAGACACAUUGGCCGAGGUGUGCGCUUGUACUACAUUGGAGGGGAAGUGUUUGCAGAGUGUCUAAGUGACAGCGCCAUCUUUGUCCAGAGCCCCAACUGUAACCAGCGUUAUGGCUGGCACCCUGCCACUGUCUGCAAGAUCCCACCAGGCUGUAAUCUGAAGAUUUUUAAUAAUCAGGAGUUCGCAGCUCUAUUGGCCCAGUCUGUGAAUCAGGGCUUUGAGGCCGUGUACCAGCUCACCCGCAUGUGCACCAUUCGCAUGAGCUUCGUGAAGGGCUGGGGAGCCGAGUACAGGCGGCAGACAGUGACUAGCACCCCCUGCUGGAUAGAACUGCACCUGAACGGUCCUCUGCAGUGGCUGGACAAAGUGCUCACUCAAAUGGGCUCCCCCUCCAUCCGUUGCUCCAGUGUGUCAUAGGAAAAGCUCUCUCUGUACAAACAAGUAAAAAGUUCCUUCAGGAGUCAAAGGCUGAAGACCUUUAUACCAACCUGCCAAUUGGGUCCUUCUUUCACAGACUCAGUAGCACUUUCACAUGUGUUUGUCUCACGUUGGAGGAGUCUAUCAUAAUAUGUGCAUAUAUUCUUUUUUGUUUUAUAAUGGUAUUGUUAGCAUAUUUUUUUGUUUUUUAUAAAAUGUUGCCAUUUGUUAUAUAUUUUGUUAUAUACAGUAGCAUGUGUACAUGUAUGUAAGAUCUCCUCUCUCUCUCUCUCUCUCUCUCGUCUUACGUGAUGCUGUUGUUAGGUUCAUGUUUACCAUAACAGGCCUAUUAGAUGCUUGAUUAUUUUUUGUUAUUUUUUUCUAAAGUAAAGAUAUGAAGCUUUUAAAAUCCCUGUUAAACUGUCUGAAUUUUCCUCUUUGUUUUGGUUUUAUCAAAAUAAUGGAAACUUGGCACUUGUCAUAUAUGAUAAGCAGUACAUAUCAAUAUGACUCAGUGCUUCUCCUUCCUAAUGAGAAUCAAAAAGGAUGUCUUUGAUUCCCGGUGUCUAACCUGGCACAACUCUUUAAAGCCUUUAAUGAUAACAAUGCGUGCAAACACUUAAGCCCAAAUUACUUUUAGUCAAUCACACAUUACAUUAUUGAGUGAUGAUAACACUUCUCUACAAUUCUCUGCACAGGCUACAAAAUGGCAAACAAUGUCAUCUUCAUAUGUGCACAUGAUGGAUUGUUAUCUUGUGUUUUAUAUGCUAAUGUCUCUUAUGUUUGUUGAAACAUAAGGGGCUUUUGUCAUUGUUCAGGUGUUGAGCUGAGAGCCUCAAUUUCCACCUACAGCAGAGUUCCAUUUGUACUGUUUAUGUCUCUCAUAAUGGACCAAUGCUAAGCGUGUGUGUCUAUAAGUAUGUGUGCAGGUUGUGUGGGAGCCGUCCUCUUGUGUGUGUGCUUAUAUGUUGGUUUCUGUAGUAUCUGCUCUAGAGUUGAGUUCAAUUUUGUCUUUAGUGAAACAGAUGUGUCUCUCUGAGCUAUCCUCACAGUUUCAGUGGAGUUCUGUAUGUUUGGAGUGAAUGAAUGUGAAAUUAAAACUGAGUUUAAGGAUUUGUAACAUUUGCAUGUGUUUUGUAGCUGUCAUUGUUCUCCGGUCAGGAACUCUUCAAGUUCUGGAGAUUGAGUGAUAUUGUUUGCAGCUGUUCUACAUCACUUUAUCAGCUUUGGAAAAGGAAAAGAAAUUCCUUUUGGAAGUUUUGGUGGAUUUUACAAAAAAAAAAAAAAAACAUUUUCAUUUUUUUUUUUUAAAUGAAUCUUCAGUGGGCAUUACAUAGUUAACACUUCAGAUCCUAUAAUGUUGGCAUUUUAUUUUUUUGAUAUUGUGCAGAGUUUUAAAGGUUCAUUACAAAAAGACAUAAAUCAGCUGUGUGCCUUUGCAUCAACUCAUAACACAGAGUCUGUACAUAGUAUAUUAGAGAAUUCUACACAGGCAGGCAGUUAUGCAUAUUGUUUAGUAAAUGGGUCGUCCGAUGUUGGAUCACUCAGGGUUGUGAUCUUUUCUCAGCUGAACUUGUAAAUAUGUCUGAUAUAUUGAUGACGCAUGCCUAUUUUCUGAAACUCAUGCCAUUUGUACUGUAGACUUUAUUUUGCUACCAAAUAUUUUUUUCAGAACUGGGACGGGGAAAGUAAAUGCUCUUACCUCCACUUUUGUAAUCACUGAUGGGGGGAGGUGGUACUGCUGGUAGAUCUUUGUAAGUCUAUCCCUGUAUUUUUAUAUGUCAGAUGCUCAUAGGAUAUGGAGAAGGGCUUUAAGAAGGGAAAUGUUUUGUCAUAAUGGGCUUUGUAAAAGCCAGAUCCUAUUCAGUCCUUUUUUAUGUGCUUGCAAUGAGGAGCAAGCACUUUGCAUGCCUUUUUUAAAUCUAAAAGGUGUUCUAUUGUGUUGUAGAGGAAUCAUGAAGUUCAGAGUAGCGGUUAGGUGCAUCAUGUACUUCACAGACUUUAGAAAAGAUGUAUGAUAUCUGUGUGCAUAAAUGUCCAUAAGGACUGUUGUAUGAUUUAGAUGCUCUGAGACUUUACUUUGGUAAAGUCAGCGUGUUAUUGAAUGAAUAGGAUUCCUCGAAAUGUAUUUAUAACAUCUUUUUGUCAUCUGGCAAGGACAACAUAGAAGGUACUGAUUUUAUUCAGGAAAUGAUUUAUUGUCCAUCUAAGCAAACAACUGUUUUCUUUGAGAGGAAAAAUCUAAUCUCGUUUUCUCAACAAAUUGUUGAAGAUAUUUUAAGUAAUGUGCAUUUAUUGUGCUUGUGUUAAUCUUUCCCAUUCAGUGACUUUGGCUUAGUGGUGAUUGUUGUGCUUGACAUUUGUUAGAUUUCUUCCUUGUAUAAUUAUAUUAUCUUUAUUGUUUCUCUCCAUCCUUAAAGUUUGUCAAGAGAAAAAAAAAAGCAUUGUUUGCUAUUGUUGUACUUUUAAUAAAUAUGUUAAAGAAAAAUGUGUUGUUCUUCUGAAAUGAAAAACUAUUAUUAAUAUUGGGCCGAUUUUCCAGUAUUUAUUUAUCUUUUUUUUAUUUAUUUUUUUACAUAUUUUCUUCUUCAUGACAAUGUUGU